This is a messenger RNA of Sceloporus undulatus (fence lizard), 4414 nucleotides long. It is a transcript of the gene FANCA, whose product is annotated as FA complementation group A. Gene Ontology annotation, cellular component: Fanconi anaemia nuclear complex. The record is from RefSeq and is a predicted model, not a curated record. Lineage: Eukaryota; Metazoa; Chordata; Lepidosauria; Squamata; Phrynosomatidae. The transcript is spliced from 43 exons. Bases 29 to 4375 code for a protein of 1448 amino acids. Gene Ontology annotation, biological process: regulation of regulatory T cell differentiation; interstrand cross-link repair.
UGGAGUGGCGCUGUACUCAGGGGCCUUCAUGGCCGGAAGGGAAGCGGAGUGUCCGAGGGGGCGCCUCUCCGCCCUCCUUGCAGGAAGAUCUAAGAAGCAGAAAUGCGGACGUCGAAAUGGACAGAAGCUGCAGGAAAAAGCACUGCGUAUUUUGAGCUGCCAUCAGAAUUUGGGUGACCUCUUGCAAGAGGUAGGAAGUCCUGUCGGUAAGAAGGCAUUCGUUCCUAGUAAUUCAGGCACAGAUGGCAGAGAAACUUCAGUUCCAGACCUCUUUGUAGUCUCAGCUUUGCAGGAUCAGGCCGCUGCCCUGGGGGUGCCGGUGGGCAUUCUCUCAGCCCAGACAGCUGCUAGAAAUGUGGAGAAGAUCUCUGCAGAGUCUGGCCACGCCAUGCUGCUGAAAGGAGAGCAAAGAAAAAAGUUGUCUUGCUUGCUCCACACCUUGAAGGACUUAUCUACACAGAAUGCUUUCAGCCAUUUGCAGUUUGCACAAGAAAUGUGGAAAAUGCAGAGUCCACUUACCCUGGACAUCGCAUGGCAACUGCACAGAGAAGGCCUUGUUAGCUUGGAAGAGCUGCUGGAAAACAACCCAGAUGCCCCCACUUUGGUGGACUGGUUGUGCAACAGCCUCCGUCUUCUGUGCCACCACUUAGAAAGUCCUUCUCUGGAAACAGAGCCACUGGGGACCAUCCUGACAGACUUUGCAGCUGUCUUCCUACGUCAUAGAUUUCAGAAGAUGUAUGAGCCUGUAAAGAAGUUGGAAUUGCAGAAUCUGUCCAAAAUUUGCCGUGAUGUCCUUGAGAGAAUGCUGGCAUGGGUGCUUGAUUCUGUAGCCAAAGAGAAGCAGGAAGAUGCUUCCACCCUGAAGGCUGUGAAACGCUGGCUCUGUGUAUUCACUGUGACGGCAUACCAAGGCACAAUACACCCUGAGUCUCUGAGGGAGUUCUUCAGUCACACUUUGGCCCAGGUUCUUACCUACAACCCUCAGCUAAAAGUUUCUGAUGCCAUCUGCCUCCAGAAAGAAUGGAGCUUUGCAAGGACCAACACAGUGCUUACCUUGCUCUACCGUAAACUCUUUGUGCUGUUCAAGGCGGAGGAGCUGAUCCACCAUUUGCAGCAAGUCCUGGAGGCAAGCGAAGUGAACUGGCAUCACAUCCUCUCCUGUGUUUCCACACUGUUAAUCUGUCAUUCUGAAGCAGAAUCGUUGAUUAAAGACUUCCUGGGCCAACUGCUGAAGAACGCUUUUCAGAACUAUGACUUGGAAAACAUGAUGACGGCCUUCUUGAUCACCCGCCAGGCAGCCCUGGAAGGACCUGCAAUAUUUAUGCCUUACUCAGAGUGGUUUAAGGUUGCCUUUGGGAGUGCCAGCGGCUUCCACAGCAGCACUAAGAAGGCCUUGAUCUUCCUCUUCAAGUUCCUGUCAGAGUUGGUGCCUUUUGAAGCCCCCCAGUACUUGAAGGUGCACAUCAUGCAUCCGCCAUUUGUGCCAUCCAAGUACCGCCCGUUGCUCCUGGAAUACAUUGCUUUAGCCAAAACCCGUCUGACCGAUUUCAAGGUUUCUAUAGAAGACAUGGGUCUCUAUGAGGAUUUAUCUUCUCCAAAGGAAGCUGUCCAGCCACACCAUCAGGCAAUUCAGGAUGUGGAAAAGGCUGUACAGAUAUUUGAAAACACUGGGAAGAUCCCAGCAACUGUGAUGGAAGCUAGUAUUUUCAGACAGUCCUACUAUACUACACGCUUUAUUCCUGCUUUGCUUGUACCACGUGUGCUUCCUGAAACGCCUGACUCCCGCAUGGCUUUGAUAGACUCUCUCAAAAGGGUUGAAAAAAUUCCUCCAAACAUGUAUGCCACAUAUAUAGAAGAAUGCCAAGCUGCUAAAGAGAAACUCUUACAAGAGGAAUCAGCUGAGAUGGAGACAAGUCAUCCGAAAGAGCCCUUGGAGUUGCUCAGGGCUGAACUUGAAGUGCUCAGACUGCUGAUUACAGAUCAACACAAACAGGAGGAGCUGCCUGCUCAGAUAGCUCACAUCUCAGAGAAACUGGCAGGUGUUCUGGGACACAUGAAGGAUGAGGAUGAAGCUGCUUCCAUGAACCUUAGAAUCCAACUGAACCUUUCCAUUCCAGAAGUUCAACGGCAGCAUCAAGAGGUAGUUGAUCUUCUGCUAACAUCAUUUUGCAAGAAUGUCAUGUCUGUUUCCUACUUCCUCCCUCCAGAGAGGCAGGGAGCUUGGGCCUCCCUAUUUGUCAAAAUGAUUUGUGGGCACCGCCAGAUCUUGCCAUCCUUGCUGAGCCGCCUUUGCCAACUUAUUUAUCAUCAGGGCUCUUCUCUAAGCGAUGCUCACAUCAUAGGUCUGGCUGUCUUUGCAGUACACUUAAAUGAAGCCAAGUUGUUCAUUCCUGCAAUUGACAUCUGCUCUUCGUUGGUUCCUUUCUCCACCGCCGUAAGGGAACUUUCUGUUACUGAACUCUGGGAUUAUUUUUUGGUGUGUCAGACAGGAGAGUCUUUCAUCUUCUGCAUGAAGUUUUGUACUGCAACACUUUCUUACUUUUUAUGCAAAUUUGCUUCCCUUCCCCAUGACCACUUCUGCACCUUGCUUCCUCCUGGAUUUGUAAAAAAGCUUCAGUAUGUUGUGCCACGGCUUUGUGUAGAAGCCCGAGAUACUGGCUGGGAAGGAAACACAGAUGACCUUCCAUGGGAAACCCUAUCCCACCUCAACUUCUGCUACUCGAAAGCUGCCCUCUGCUUGUGGAAGCAACCACAUUUCAAAGAACUGUUACAGGAAAAAGUGUUCCAGCUGGCUCUCCAAGAGUGGCUGCUGAUGGAGCUGGGAAUCCAUCCUGAUGAAGACAUUCUUUCUGCUGCUGAGAGGCAGGAAUUCCAUUACUGGGCUUUGUAUCAGCACUACCUUCCUCUGCCUGCCACUGCUGGAGGCUGUGAUGGAGACUUGCAGAUGGCGUGUGCUGUUCUUAUUGACACCAUCUUGGAUUUCUGCCAGAGGUCUGAGUUGGGCAAGUGCAACCAUCCAAAUAACCCCAAAUUUUCCAUAUCACAGAGAAGAGGAAACCCAGAAAUCUACAGCAGAUUACAGGAGAUGCUGCUGGAACUGGAGUUGGAGCGCAGGAGAGCCUCGCCUGCCAUCUGUGGCAAAGAGGAACAUUUCCUUUUCCAGAUCUUCCAGGAGAGGCUCAAAGCCCUGGGGAACGGGACUGCAGUGAGAGAAAAGAUGCACCGGCAGCAGGAGCUGAUCCUUCAAACAAGGAUUCUCUUGGGUCUCCCUCCCUCAAUACUCAUUGCAACACGGCGGAAAGGAAAGGAAGUUGUUCUGGACUGUAAAGAUUUCUUCUGUUUCAUAAACACAGAGCUGAAGAAUAUCUGCUCCAGAGGCAGUACACUCUCUUACCACCUCACUGCUCACUUCUUCAGGGGCCUGCUCAGCGCUAGUUUGGAGUGUGGCAAACCGGCUCGGGAGGUGACUGCCAUUUUCACACUCUGUCAAUCCAGGUGUCCCAUAAUCCUGUGUUCUGCUGCGCGCUGGUGGUCGAGGCUGGAGCCUGUGCUCUGCUCAGAAUGGAAGCGGCUCUUUGACACUCCCCUGGCGCAGGGAUUGCAAAGCCUCAGGGAACUGCAAGCUUCUGUCAACAGCUUCCUUUCAUUAGAGUCCUCUUCCCUGGUUGCUGACAUACCCUGGCUUUCCGCUGCUUUCCUGCAUUUCACUGUUCAACAGCAAAUGGUGUCUGAAAAGUUGGGAGAGGUGUUGGAAAGGCUGGGACCUGGAACAGAACAAGUCCUGGUGUCCCUCCUCUUCUUCUUGGUUAUGGAUUUCAUCUCAACAAGAGUAGCACCACAAGAAGGAGUAGAUGCUCAAAAGGCUAUUGACUGGGCUGCCAAGGUGCUUCAGCGUUUGCAGGAACAAGGCGUCUGCUGGCUGUCGGUCUUCAGUUUAACAGGGCCAGCCCAGAGCCCUGAUCAGAUCCUGUGCGGUGCUGUGUCAGAUCAGCAUUUGAAGCUAUUGCCCAUUGCCUUCUAUAGUCUCCUCUUCACCUUUGACUCAGACCACCUGACCAGAGAGCCACAGUUCCUGCAUGUGGCUGUUGACAUGUAUGCCCAGUUGCUGCAGCUUUUCAUGAACGGGACAACAGAGGUGGGACCAAGCUUGAGAGAGCAAAGGCCAUGCACUAGGGACCCUGAGGAGUCCUUGGUUCUGAUCAGGGGAGCGCACCAGUUCCUGCUCCGUGCCAUCCACCAGUGCCCCCAGGGAAGCUUUUCCAACCUCCAACAGUUAUUGGACCUCUGUGCAACUCUGGAUCCAGAAAUCAAGGCUGCCUUGGUGGAUUUCAGCACAGAGGGGGAUCUGCUUGAUGAAGAACCACUUCUCUUUUGAUGGCUGAAAUCCAGCCUGGGUUGGAGCAGGAGGGAAAAC